AUGCAUCUAUCUAUCUAUCUAUCUAUCUAUCUAUCUAUCUAUCUGUUUCCAAAAGAGCUGUGCCUACAUUCUCAAGAAUUAUUGCUUUCGCACAAAGAAUUAUAUACUGAGGGAAAUUUAAUCAAUAAGGAGGCUUAUCUAUAUAUUGCUGUUAUUCCCAUUCUAUUUCCUAUCUAUCUAUCUAUCUAUCUAUCUAUCUAUCUAUCUAUCUAUCUAUCUGUCUCAGGCUCUGUUCAUAAUCCAUCCUAUCUAUCUAUCUAUCUAUCUAUCUAUCUAUCUAUCUAUCUAUCUAUCUGUCUGUCUCAGGCUCUGUUCAUAAUCCAUCCUAUCUAUCUAUCUAUCUAUCUAUCUAUCUAUCUAUCUAUCUAUCUAUCUUUCAUUCAUUAUCUCUCUAUCUCUCUCUCUAUAUCUAGCUAUCUCACCGUCUACUCUGUUCAUAAUCCAUCCUAUUUUCUAUCUAUCUAUCUAUCUAUCUAUCUAUCUAUCUAUCUAUCUAUCUCACUAUAUCUCAGUCUGUUCAUAAAUCUAUCUAUCUAUCUAUCUAUCUAUCUAUCUAUCUAUCUAUCUAUCUAUCUAUCUAUCUCACAGUCUGUUCAUAAUCCAUCCUAUCUAUCUAUCUGUCUAUAUUUCAUGGUUCAUCUUUUCUAUGUUUUCACUUUUCAUACUUCUUUCAUUUUGUCAUCUUACUUUCCACAUUCCUUAUUCCAGCGGUUGUCUUUUUUUCCUUCCAUUAUUUUUUGUUCAUUUUCGAUAUCAAAUUAUUUUCGGUAUUUUCUUUUUCUUCUUCUCCUCCGCUUUCUUCUUUCUUUUCAUUUUUUUCUUCCUCGUUUUUAUUUCCUUGUUAGUUUUUUUGUGCUAUUUUUAGUUUUAUUUAAUUCCUUCCAUUUUUCUAUUUAUUUGAUCGUCUAUCUUUUAUUCUUUGAUUUUCUUUUCUUCCGCCACCAUUCUGUUACUCUUUCUUUCCUCUUUAUUUUAUUGUCUUUCUAG
Molecule: messenger RNA, 987 nt
Organism: Acanthosepion pharaonis
Lineage: Eukaryota; Metazoa; Mollusca; Cephalopoda; Sepiida; Sepiidae
Source: the annotation of a GenBank genome assembly